This is a messenger RNA of Aaosphaeria arxii CBS 175.79, 883 nucleotides long. RefSeq lists its product as uncharacterized. The record is from RefSeq and is a predicted model, not a curated record. Lineage: Eukaryota; Fungi; Ascomycota; Dothideomycetes; Pleosporales. Bases 278 to 883 code for a protein of 201 amino acids. The transcript is spliced from 3 exons.
GGCUGCAUUAGUUUACCCAUUUAGACAAUUUCAAUUUAUUCCCACGUCUCUCAUCCACCAAUAUCAAUCGAACGCUGCAUAGGAUACGAGUAAUUGCAGAGGGGUCUCUCGCUAAAAUUCUCCAAUUCUAGAUCUUGAAUGCUACGUAUAACGAGGUGCCUGUCGCCAACAAUGUCACAUUGUAAAAUCUCGAGGAAGGAUAGAAAAACCCCGUGUGUUCCUCGAGUUGUUGUAAGCCACACCCUUUGUCAUUAUUCCGUUUCAAAGUGUAUUCAUCAUGACGGGUUUUCGGAAUCUGUGGCGAGUUGCUGGGAUGUGCAUGUUGCUGCCCUUGGUCACUGCGAGAGACAUUGAUUGUUCUAUGAGUGAUUCAACUCGGUGUGAUUGCAUCUAUCAAAAUGGCGCAGACAAUACCAUGGGUGGCACCGAUUGUCGAGUAUGCAAAGUCGACGGCAAUUUCUACUGCGUCCUCUGGGGUAGUCCUGGCUGGAUGUACGGCCCAUUGUGCGAUGCAACGCAAUGUCCGCCCGGAACGACAUGGCUUGAUGGCAAGAUAUCCCCUGGGAACUGCUAUUGCGAUUGGAAUGUGAAGCCUCAUGAUCGUUAUCCCUGCCCAACACCGGCUGGAGAUUGCAAAUGCUCCUACGACGAUAUCACGCCGUCGGGCACGACGACGUCCACGUUGCCAGGCGCGACUUGUGUGAUAUGUCCCGAGGGUCCUGCUGCUGGAGGAUACUACUGCACAGAACGAGGCAACAGGGCGAACAAGUAUGGUCCAGUCUGCAUGGGCAACGAGCUGGGUCCACAGUGUACCGGAAAGGGAUGUGUUUGUAAUUGGAUGACGACGAUGGAUGGACCUGGGUGGCGCAAUGAUACGGUGUAG